Messenger RNA from Pediculus humanus corporis (human body louse), 2088 nucleotides. RefSeq names its product exocyst complex component, putative. Gene Ontology annotation, cellular component: exocyst. Bases 1 to 2088 code for a protein of 695 amino acids. The transcript has 11 exons. NCBI's taxonomy places the organism in Eukaryota, Metazoa, Arthropoda, Insecta, Psocodea, Pediculidae. The record is from RefSeq and is a predicted model, not a curated record. Gene Ontology annotation, molecular function: phosphatidylinositol-4,5-bisphosphate binding. Gene Ontology annotation, biological process: exocytosis.
AUGUUGGAUCAAUUAACUUUUGAAAUAGAAAACAAAUUAGAAAUAGAGCAAAAUUGUUUAGAUCUAUUAAAGGAAAGGGUUGAUAGAAGUAGUCAAUUAACCAAAAAUAUGGUCGGUAUUUUAAAUUCGUUUGAAGAUAGGCUUUCUCGAUUGGAAGAAACAAUUUUACCUGUUUAUAAUGAAACAGGAAAUUUACAAAGGAGACAGCAAAAUAUUGAAAAAACUCUUGCGUCAUUAGAUACUGUGAUUAAUUUUUAUAUUGUGAGUCAAGAAGUAGAUUCUAUCAUAAGGUCAGGACCUAGUCAUACAACAGAUGAAACAACAAAUUUAGAUACAUUUUUAAAAGCAAUGGAUAAAUUACAAACAGCUCAAGAAUAUUUUGAAAAGCAUAAUCCUCAAAGUGUCGAAUUGGAAAAUGUUGCAACACUGUUUAAUGAUGGAGGACUUGCUUUAAGUCGAGAAUUCAAAGAUUUAAUUUGUAGAUACAGUAAACCGAUUUCUCCAAUGGUUCUGCUUGAUCUUUUGGGAAGUGAUGAAGAUACAUCUAAUGAAGAUACUCCACCCUCACUUCAUCAAUUUCCAGAAAAUGUUUCCGAAGAAUUAUUUAAAAUUGCCGAUUGGUUAAUUACUCACAACAGAGAUGAAUACAUGAAUGUUUAUGCAAAAGUCAGAGAAACAGUUUUAGAAAAUUCAAUGAAACAAUUAAAAGAUCAACAGAAAAAUGCCAGUGGAGGAAGUAUGCAAAAUAUUCAAAGCAUUCUUAGUUCUCCUUCAGCUAAGCCAAAAUUUCAAAACAAUCGAAAAGUAUCAAAAAGACUACAGCAUGCAUUAGAAAAAAGGGCUAAUAAAAUGUUAUUAAAAGCUUCGCAGACUCUUGAACAGUCGACAGGGUUAACAUUAGGCAACAGGAGGCCCACAUUAAUAUUAGAACACAGGGAAGAUCUUGUCGAUGAACAGGAAAUGGAAAAUUAUUUAGUAACAGUUAUGGCAUUACAAAAACUAAUUCAAAAUGAAAGAAAUCUUAUGGUUGGAAUUAUACCAUUACAACAUCAAAGUAAAAUAUUUGAAAUUAUAAUUAAAAGUUCAAUGGAUAUGAUCGUACAAGAUGGUGAAAAUAUUGCAUCGAGAGCUAAAAAAUGCAUUAACAAACACGAUUUUGCAGCCGUUCUUAUAAUAUUCCCGAUAUUAAAACAAUUAUUAAACAUGCAACCGGAAUUUGAUAAAACCGUUCAAGGCUGUGAUCCGAACGUACAAAGAAAAUAUUUAACCAUUUUAAAUACUCUUCAUUCCACGGGAGCUAAAGCACUGGAAGAUUUUAUCGAAAGCGUUCGAAACGAUACAAAUUCUCAAUUACCCAAAGAUGGUACCGUCCACGAAUUAACAAGCAACGUUUUAGUUUUUCUAGAACAAUUGACAGAAUACAUCGAUACGAUAGCUGGUGUCCUUUUAAAAGAUCCUUUUUACAGUGCUCCCCUUAGCAGAAUAAAUUGCACAAACAAAGAUAAAGCCGUCAUUGGGAUUUACAUAAAAAAAGUAUUGGCUCAACUUAAUUCGACGCUCAUGAGCAAAAGCGACGUUUAUGCAGAUGUUUAUUUAAGAUCAAUAUUUAAAUUAAAUAACAAUCAUCACAUAUUAAAAUCAUUGCAAAGAAGCGAACUCCUUGAUUUGUUAAAAUGUAGCGAACCAGAAUGCGAAAAAAAUUAUUUCGACAUGAUACAAGAUAAUAAAAAAAAAUACAUGCAAAGUUGGGGAAAAGUAUUGAGUUACAUUUGGAACAGCGAAGAAGUAUCACAAACGCAAUAUGGUAAAUUCAAAGACAAAGAUAGACACGUGAUAAAAGAAAAAUUUGCGGGAUUCAAUAAAGAAAUAGAAGAGAUAUCGAAAAUUCAACACGGAUAUUCCAUACCGGAUGUAGAAUUGAGAGAAAGUUUAAAAAGAGACAAUAAAGAACUCAUACUACCCAAAUACAAUGCAUUUUACGAACGUUAUUCGAACGUUAAUUUUUCGAAAAAUCCAGAAAAAUACAUAAAAUACACUCCGGCUCAAGUUUCCGCAUUGAUUGAUAGAUUUUUCGACGUGGCAGCUUAA